Salvia hispanica is the source of this 2921-nucleotide messenger RNA. RefSeq lists its product as uncharacterized. The record is from RefSeq and is a predicted model, not a curated record. NCBI's taxonomy places the organism in Eukaryota, Viridiplantae, Streptophyta, Magnoliopsida, Lamiales, Lamiaceae.
CCCAAAAUCAAUCUCCCAAACUCCACUGUCAAAAAGUGCAGACGAUUGCAUCGCUCGAUUUCAACUCUUCGUUGACCGCCACUUCUUCCCUAAUCUCGUUAGGGUUUUAAUGAGGGAUUAGCGAUUUAAUUGGGGAAAAGGAAGUGAUUCAGCCUCGCGUCAAUGGAGGUGCCGCCCCCCGCCCCCGCCGCCGCGCGGAAUGGCGGAUUCGCGAUGCCGCCAGCUCCCUCCCGCAAGGAGUGGCGCGUUGUGUCGGAGCAAUCCGCUCGAAACUCCGCGAAUGAGGAGUUGGAGCGUUCGAAGCUAGUUCAGUCUGAUGAGAGAUUGAUAUACGAGGUACAGCAUGGGAGGGAGCCGGUGGAUGUGGAUUUUUGCUCUGUAACUAUUGAUGGGGAUUCGGACAACGAUAUUUUGCAGCAGAGACUUCAUGAGGUGGUUAAGCAGAGGGAGGAGUUGCAGCAUAUGGAGAUUGAGCUUCGGGCGCAGAACAUUGCGAGAUCCGAGAUUUCGAGAAUUCACAAUACAUUUGAUGCUCAAAUCAAAGAGCACAGAAAUGCUAAUGUUGAACUGCAGGAGCAACUGCAUGAAAAGGAACAGAAAAUCCGUGAGCUGGAGAUGAAGAUGGAAGAUAAGGAUAGAGAGUUGCAUGCUAUUAGGUUGGACAAUGAAGCGGCUUGGGCCAAAGAAGAUCUUUUGAGGGAACAAAGCAAAGAGAUUCAGAGCUACAGGAGGGAAAGGGACAGCUCUGAAGCUGAAAGAUUGCAGCACAUUAAUCAAAUCCGGGAACUUCAAGAACAUAUUCAAGAGAAAGAUUGCCUGGUCAUGGAGUUGCAAGAACAGAAUAGGACUGCCCAAGAAACCCUUAUCUUUAAAGAGGAGCAGUUACGAGAAGCACAAGCCUGGAUGACUCAUGCACAGGAAUUGGAUGCUUUACAUUCAACCACUUACCACAGUUUACAAGCUGAGCUGCGAGAACGUACAGAACAUUAUAAUCAACUCUGGCUAGCUUGUCAAAGACAGUUGGGUGAGAUGGAAAGGCUUCAUUUGCAUAUACAACAGCUCCAGCUUGAAUUGGUUGAUGUUAGAGAGAAGACUGGAAGCAACAUGGAUGGUUCUAAUAUCUCCCAUAAAAAUGUGAUUGAUGCUUCUACACUUGAAAAUGGCAACGGUGGCCAGCAAGAUGUGCAUAGUAAUGGUUCACAUACUACAAAUGUUGGCAGCCUACAAAAUGGAAAAUUUGAAGUUUCUGGUGGAAACACGUCAACACAGGGUGACAAUGUUCAAGUUGUUGCCUUUGGUCCUACACCCCUUCUUGGCAUGGCACCCUAUGCUCAACCAGGACAAGUGACUGCUUUGCAUCCAUUUGUAAUGCAUCAACAAGGUGUUCCUCACCCUUCACAUGUUAUGCAAUCUCAUUUUCACUCGGUAUCCACAUUGCCCUCUGUUCAAAAUUGGCAGCAGGGUCAACCAGAUGGCCAACAUGUUCCUACCCCUAAUCAAUAUAAUCAAGAAACCGAACAAAAUGUGGUGAAAAUUCAAUCUAAUAUUGACUACGAAGCCUCUGGGAAUGAUCAGAUUCUUCACGUGAAUACCUUGGAUUCAAAUAUCAGCCGAGGAUUAGCUGCUGAUUCAAUCCCAUCAGCAAAUGGAGAUGGAAAGAUUCUCGACUCCAUCGAAAAAGGUUAUGUUAAUACACAAUCUCCAGAGAGCUUGCAGCAAGUGUCUUCCCAUUUUCGAAGCGCGCUUAGUUUGGAUCAUCUAGAACAUGGCAACGACACUAAGGAGGAACAAGUUAACCAUGUUCAUGAUCAUGUAACGGGAAACAGGAACCCAAUGGAAAAUCCUGAUCAUGCUGGCCUGGCAUCAUCAGAAAGAAUUGCUAAUGUUCAGAAUUUCAGUGAGAAAACCACUAAUAAUGGCUCGAGUACUGAUAUGGCUGAUGCAUCUGUAUCUGCUGGGCAGAAGAGUAUCACAGGAAACACUGCAGAAAGUUCAUCUGUAUCUGCUGGGCAGAAGAGUAUCACAGGAAACACUGCAGAAAGUUUUCUACUGGAUGAAAGAGUAUUAUUGGCAUCUAUAGCUCGCACAAUAGGCUCUGGUGGCAGAAUUAGGAUUAGUUCAACGCUUCCAAAUAGACUUGGGAAAAUGCUCGCCCCACUUCACUGGCAUGAUUACAAAAGGAAGUACGGAAAGCUUGAUGAUUUUGUAGCUGGUCAUCCUGAACUGUUUUUUAUUGAGGGCGACUACAUUCAGCUUCGUGAAGGGGCACAGGAAACCAUAGCAGCCUCAGCGGCAGUUGCCAGAGCUGCUGCAGCCGCUGCUGCAGCUCCAUCAUCAUACUCGUCAUCGUUGCCUUCUGUAGCAGUCACUCCCAUGGCUCAGUCCCACCGACUGAAGAAGGCCUCACCUCCUGACUCGUCUCACGCAAAUGUUGACAAGACCAGCUUUAAUGAGUUUGGUGCUCCUAGACCUUUGAAUGUGAAUGACCAUGCUUCUCAGUUCUCAGCUGCGCAGAGCCAGAACGUAAACGGUGGUUCACUUCGUGGCCCUGUAGGAACAUCAAAUGUCAAAAUUUUGAGCAAAGCCAAAGAUCAAGUGGAGCCGAAUGGUAAUGAGACUGAACUUGGCCGUUCUACGCUGCGGCCAGUUGGCAAGGGUGGAUCUCAUGGGAGGUCUGGAAUGAGUUCAGCUGGGAAACAACAAAGGGCAAUUGGGGCUGUGUCAAAUGUGAGAAGAUAGUAAACAUUCUUCUUUGGAAAAGGGUAUGCUAAGUAUGGAAUUGGAGAAGAUGAGUGGCCAAAGGCUUUGAUAGCACAAGUUAAAUUGUCCAGUUAUAUUUUUACCCUGUGCAAAUCGAUUCUAUGAUACUUGUUAUUUAAAAUAUCUAUUCUCUUUAAUUUGGAGAACUCAAAUUUUUUGCU